Messenger RNA from Harmonia axyridis, 1656 nucleotides. RefSeq lists its product as uncharacterized. Lineage: Eukaryota; Metazoa; Arthropoda; Insecta; Coleoptera; Coccinellidae. The record is from RefSeq and is a predicted model, not a curated record. Bases 59 to 1462 code for a protein of 467 amino acids. Gene Ontology annotation, molecular function: zinc ion binding; ubiquitin-protein transferase activity. The transcript has a single exon. Gene Ontology annotation, biological process: protein ubiquitination.
UUGACAUUCAACCUGACUUCCAAACAAAACUUGACAACAUGUCUUAAUCAAACAGAAUAUGUCUAAAAAUGUGGAGAACAAAACAGCCUCUAGAUCCAUCCUCAACAAGAACGAAGACCUUUCAAAUUCCACCAGUGGAACAGAAAAAUCCUCAAGCGAAUCCACUCACUCUUUAAAAUGCCCUUUCGUUCCUUACUCAAGAAGUUCCGCUAAAUUAAGGAUUGACUCGCUCAGUUCCUCCUCUGGAUCAUCUGUCCGAUCGAAAGAUCACCACUACAUCACUCUGGUGCAACCCAGAUCAGCUUCAUGCUCUUUCAAACCCAUCGAGUCUGAUGAAGCAGUGGAACCGGAAGAGAACUUGGAAUACACUGAGAAGCUGGGUAAAGAAAUGGGUGUCAAGACGGCGUCUAGAAAAACCGAUGAAGAGAUGGUGGGUAGAUGUUAUUCCACCUCAGCGAACGAAAUACCAAUCGCAAUAUUGCCAAUUGAAAAACCUUUGGAAGUAACAACAGCACAAAGACAGCAACGAUCCUGUAACCUGAAGGAUACCAAUAAGGUGAAAAUGCUGUCAGGACCAAGAAUGACAACUUCAGAUUCCUUCAUUUCAAUCAACAGGAAGUAUCUCCAGGAUAACGAGAGGAAGCUUCCUCCGACGGAAGCAGAUGUGAAGUCUUGGGAAAAUCCAAGUUCGUCCAGCAAACCUACACUAGUCUUGGUUCAAAACAAAUCGAACGGAGAAUCAGAACAGACGUCCACUAUUACGCCAGUCAGCAUCUUCGAAAACGACAAAUAUAAAACGUGCACCGAUUCCAAUUCUCACGAAGACGAAGUCUUAGACUCCAUGAAAUUCGCUAGGAAGAAAUCGACGUCUGGAAAGGUUGACUUCAAGAAGGGUAUAGAGUUGAAGAACAGUUCAUUAUUGUCCAUACCCUCGACGGUAUGCAGAAUCUGCCACACUAAUACGGUGAAUGAGAGGCUGUUGUCCCCCUGUUAUUGCAAGGGGAGUCUCGCUUACGUGCAUUUAUCCUGCUUGGAACGAUGGCUGAACCAAUCCAGUCGAAGUUAUUGCGAACUCUGUCUCUACCAGUAUAACGCAGUCGAGACCUUAAGAUACGGAUUCUUGGAAGGCAUUAGACUGUGGGUUCGACACCCUCGCAACAGGAAUCACGUGAGGUCCGACUGUCUAAUCGCCUUCCUCUUGACCCUGGUGACUUUAGGGCUGGUGGUGAUAUGUUUUAUCGGCAUGGAUUACUUCAUGAUCGAAGGCAUCAAGUUGGGACUUUCCAGGAUGUGGACGAAGAGCUUCAUCGUGUCUUUUUUGGGUGUUAUAAUGAUGGGUUAUGUGGUCACCAUGUAUCUGAUUGUGAAGGAUCAGUUCGUGCCUUGGUAUACGUGGUGGAAGAACACGCUGAAUAUCCGGCUUCUUUUGAGUCCUACGGUGAUGCAGACGCAAAGGAUAUAAUUGGGAAAUUGUGGUUUUUUGCUGAGAGCAACGGGAGGUUAAUCAGAUGUUAUGUUGAGUGUCGAGGUUAGGAAGUGUCAAUUAUAACGGAUGAUGCACUUGUGUUUAUGUCCCAGAGUUUAGUCGUAUGGUUUAUUUACUAUAAUGUUGAACAUUCAAUAUAAAACGAUAAUUGAAUAUAAUCUAAGAAGAUA